GACACGUUACCUUGGUGUGCAGUCAACACAGACGCUUGGAAGAAAGUGAGAGGAAACAUGAAACGAGAUGUCAGGAUACUGCUGUUGGGAGAACCCAAGGUGGGGAAAACAUCACUCAUCAUGUCUCUGGUAGGGGAGGAGUUCCCUGAAGAGGUGCCCCUUCGCGCUGAAGAGAUCACCAUCCCUGCUGACGUCACGCCCGAGAAGGUGCCCACGCACAUUGUCGACUACUCAGAAAGCGAGCAGACAGAUGAGGUGUUACGAGAGGAGAUCGUCAAAGCCAAUGUGGUGUGUGUGGUGUACGACAUCACACAGGAGGACACCAUUGAAAAGAUUCGAACAAAAUGGAUCCCCUUAGUGAAUGGAGGAGUGGAGAAGGCAAACAAGCUGCCGAUCAUCCUGGUGGGGAACAAGUCAGACCUGCGCUCCGGGAGCGCCAUGGAGUCCAUCCUGCCCAUCAUGAACCAGUUCUCCGAGAUCGAGACGUGCGUGGAGUGUUCUGCCAAGAACUUGAAGAACAUCUCAGAGCUGUUCUACUACGCCCAGAAAGCUGUGCUGCACCCAACUGCUCCUCUCUACGACCCAGAAGACAAACAGCUGAGGCCCAUGUGUAUCCGAGCCCUUAGCCGCAUCUUCACUAUCUCAGACCAAGACAGUGACGGGAUUCUCAGCGACAGUGAACUCAACAGCUUUCAGAAAUCGUGUUUCGGGAACCCGCUGGCGCCCCAAGCUCUGGAGGACGUCAAGACGGUGGUGUGGAAGAACACCAGCGAUGGCGUGCAGGAUAAUGGGCUGACACUGAAUGGCUUCCUCUUCCUCAACACCCUGUUCAUUCAGAGGGGCCGUCAUGAGACCACGUGGACCAUCCUGAGGAGGUUUGGCUACGACGACUCGCUGGAGCUGACAGACGACUACCUCUACCCCCAGCUGCGGGUUCCAGUGGGUUGCAGCACAGAGCUCAAUCAUCUUGGCUAUCAGUUCCUGCAGAAACUGUUUGAGAAGUAUGAUGAGGACAAGGACUCGGCCCUCUCUCCUGCAGAGCUGAAAAACCUGUUCAGUGUGUUUCCCUACAUGCCCUGGGGCGAGGACGUGUACAUGGCAGUUCAAACUAACAAGGAUGGUUUCAUCUCUCUGCACGGGUACCUGUGUCAGUGGACGUUGGCUGCAUACCUGGAUGUUCAUCGCUGCCUGGAGUAUCUGGGGUACUUGGGCUACCCCAUCCUCUCUCAGCAGGAGUCCCAGACUGCAGCAAUAACAGUGACGAGAGAGAAAAGCGUAGACCUGGAGAAGGGGCAGACCCAGCGCUCGGUCUUCCUCUGUAAGGUGAUUGGACCUCGUGGCACGGGGAAGACCGCCUUCCUGCAGGGUUUCCUGGGCCGCAGCCUAUCGAAGCAGAAGAGUGCCUCUGGUGCCUUUUCCUUCUACACCAUAAACACAGUCACAGUCAACAACCAGGAGAAGUACCUCAUCCUAUACGAGGUGGACGUGGACAUGGAGUUCCUCAAGGCCUCGGACGCAGCCUGCGACGUGGCCUGUCUCAUGUACGACGUUAGCGACCCCCAGUCCUUCAACUACUGCGCCAGCAUCUACAAGCAACACUACAUGGACAGCAGCAUUCCCUGUGUGGUGGUGGCCUCUAAGGCAGACCUACCUGAACAGAAACAGCAACACGGCAUUUCCCCAGCAGAGUUCUGCUACAAGCACCGCCUACCGCCCCCCCUCCCUUUCUCCUGCGACAGCCAGGAUGCACCCAGUACCGCCAUCUACUCCAAGCUGGCCUGGGCAGCCAUGUUCCCACAUCUCAACGGUUCGGACAUGAGUGCCAGCUCUUUCUGGCUGCGAGUGGCAUUGGGGGCAGCUGUUGUGUCGGUCCUUGGCUUCACACUGUACAGAGCUUUCAUCAGACAGAAAUAGACCCCAAAAGCCCCCCACCCCCACCCCCCUGUUUUCACCGCAGACUGCCUGCUGCUGUGAGCUUGGAACCCCUUCUACACCUUGCAUUGUGUGUGAGGCAGAUGGACGGAGAAUAGCAUCACAGCUGAAGGGCAGAAGAAACAGUCAUCUUUUAAAGCACACACAAUGGGGAAAAAAUUACCUCACUGUGAACAACACUUUGGUAUGUGCUAACAUUGGCUACAAUGCUUGAGGUGAGAAAAAACAAAGCCUUUUUUGCCACUUAACUUUACCCAUUUAUUCACAUGGAUAUCAGUUGCCUUUUUCCCAUAAGGUAAACAAAAAGACUUUUCUUUGUAGAAACAGUAGACUUGAUGGCUUUUCAAAACAUCAGAUAUAUUUUAAUGAAUAAGUAGUCAGCUGAGAAACUGCAAAGCUCAAAGGGAACAUGUCCAUUAUAUGGUCACUAAAGCAACAUCAUGGUGACUAUGAAACCAUUUGCAUGUCUGGGUAUCAAUGAAGAUUAGCCCCACAGUUGCCAUGGAAGAUGCUUGUUGGGGCCCAGCCAGGAGAAACUGACCAGCUGAUACUCCUUGGUGGAGACGGGCAGAUGGAGAGGAGAAUGAGCUGCCAGACCUGUGAAUUCAACCUAGCCCUGGCUCAACACAGACAUUUCAACAAGGAGGCUCCUCAAGUCAAGUACCAAGUGCUCAGCUCUUGUUGUGAAGUAUUCAUGUUGCCUCACACAGGAACAGAUUGAUGUCUGAUCUGCCAGAAGAGGAUAGCCUCCCACUGGAACAUUCAAACAUUGUAUUGUAACAACAUGCAGUAAUUCAUGAUGUAGAUGACCUUCUACUCUACACCUCAUUUUUAAUGGGAAUAAAAGUAAAGCACGUUUUUAGAGGCUUUUUGUUGAGCUGUUUGUUGCGGAACAGACUAUUCCCAGUAAUCUCUCUAAGGGCUGACAUUUUAAUAUGCUUUGAAGAGAUUUUUCCGUGUGUCUGCAGGAUGAUCCUGCUGCUUGAUGUAAUUUUUAAUGUCCUGCCCAAUGAGCAGUGAGACAAUCCCGGAAGCCCUCUCUCCAUUAGUAUCAGGGUGAAACAGUAUUACAUAGUGGAGGAUCAGUGAUGUUCUACCAUAUCUCUGUGGGGCUGCCUGUGAGUGUCAAAGAUGUCUGUCUAACAAAAGAUGCUGAAUCUGCACAUCCUUUGCUCAGACAAUAAUCCUUGCUCUGAGAACCACUGUAUUUUAAAAGUGUGGCCUUAUAAUGCCGACAUCUUCAGUGCAUUCUAAGAACUGUAUUAACCCACAGGCUGUGGCCGAAUGGUGGCUUAGUCUAGCCAUACAUCUUAACAGACAGGUUUUUUCAGCUGAAGUACUACUAACCAGCUAUGGAUUGUAUGCCAUAGCCUGCUGGAAG
Messenger RNA from Megalops cyprinoides (Indo-Pacific tarpon), 3313 nucleotides. Its product is annotated as mitochondrial Rho GTPase 2-like. Lineage: Eukaryota; Metazoa; Chordata; Actinopteri; Elopiformes; Megalopidae. The coding region runs from base 58 to 1914 and encodes 618 amino acids. The record is from RefSeq and is a predicted model, not a curated record. Gene Ontology annotation, molecular function: GTPase activity; calcium ion binding; GTP binding. Gene Ontology annotation, biological process: small GTPase-mediated signal transduction; mitochondrion organization. Gene Ontology annotation, cellular component: mitochondrial outer membrane. The transcript has 19 exons.